GAAUCUUGGGAAACCAAAAUGAGGCAUAAUCAGCUGUGUUGUGAGACACCACCUACUGUCACUGUUCAUGUAAAAUCAGGGUCAAAUAGAUCACAUCAGCCUAAAAAACCCGUUAAUCUGAAGCGUGCUGUUUUUGAAGAUAGUUGGCCAGCAUCUGAAAAAAAUGCACAUAAUAGCAAAAAAUCUAAACGCCCCAAAGGACCCUGUCUAGUUAUACAGCGUCAGGAAAUGACUGCUUUCUUUAAAUUAUUUGAUGACGAUUUAAUUCAAGAUUUCUUGUGGAUGGACUGCUGCUGUAAAAUUGCAGACAAGUAUCUUUUGGCUAUGACCUUUGUUUAUUUCAAGAGGGCUAAAUUUACUAUAAAUGAGCAUACCAGGAUAAAUUUCUUUAUUGCUCUGUAUCUGGCUAAUACAGUUGAAGAAGAUGAAGAAGAAUCCAAAUAUGAAAUUUUUCCAUGGGCUUUAGGGAAAAACUGGAGAAAAUUGUUCCCUAAUUUCUUAAAGUUAAGGGACCAGCUCUGGGAUAGAAUUGACUAUAGAGCUAUUGUAAGCAGGCGAUGUUGUGAGGAGGUUAUGGCCAUUGCUCCAACCCAUUAUAUAUGGCAACGAGAACGCUCUGUGCAUCACAGUGGAGCUGUUAGAAACUACAACAGAGAUGAAAUUCAACUGCCCCGGGGACCUAGUGCCACACCAGUGGAUUGUUCACUCUGUGGUAAAAAAGGAAGAUAUGUUAGACUGGGAUUGUCUUCAUCAUCUUCAUCCAGUGAUACAGUAGAGGUGAUAGAGAAACAUUCUCAGGAAUCACACAAUUCAUUCUCAAUGGACAUAACAGUUGAUCCUUCUCAGGCUUAUAGCUAUUCUCAAGCCAAUGACCAUCAAUCAAACAAAGACAAGAAAACUAAUUUCAUGGAGAAAGACAAAUCUAUGGAGUGGUUUACAGGAAGUGAAGAAUGA
Diceros bicornis minor is the source of this 954-nucleotide messenger RNA. It is a transcript of the gene SPDYA, whose product is annotated as speedy/RINGO cell cycle regulator family member A. Gene Ontology annotation, molecular function: protein kinase binding. Gene Ontology annotation, biological process: positive regulation of cell population proliferation; G1/S transition of mitotic cell cycle; positive regulation of cyclin-dependent protein serine/threonine kinase activity. The coding region runs from base 19 to 954 and encodes 311 amino acids. Gene Ontology annotation, cellular component: nucleoplasm. The transcript has 6 exons. The record is from RefSeq and is a predicted model, not a curated record. Lineage: Eukaryota; Metazoa; Chordata; Mammalia; Perissodactyla; Rhinocerotidae.